AUGGAAAUAUCUCAAACAGAAUUAGGCGUAGAAGUUCGAGGAUUCCGUAUAACGGAGCAGUCAACAUUUUCAGACAAAAUGUUCCAAAAUAUCAAGAAGUUCAUUAUUGAACACCGAAUAGUUAUUUUUGGUGACCGGGAAAAGCAUGCAGAAAUAACCCGGCGGUUAGGAAUAAUCAACGGGGCAUUGUUUAAGGAAGACCGACUUUAUUUCCACUCGAAGUGUCCACAUCCUGAUGUGUAUAGAAUUUCAAAUGAUCCAGAAGAGGGUUGUACCAAUGUGGGACGUUCCGGUUGGCAUAUUGAUAGCUGUUACUUGCACGAUCCUUUCAAAUACUCCCUUUACCAUGUAGUAGAUGUGCCCAAGACAGGCGCUACAG
Molecule: messenger RNA, 379 nt
Organism: Ruditapes philippinarum (Manila clam)
Lineage: Eukaryota; Metazoa; Mollusca; Bivalvia; Venerida; Veneridae
Product: (3R)-3-[(carboxymethyl)amino]fatty acid oxygenase/decarboxylase-like
Exons: 1
Molecular function (GO): oxidoreductase activity
Source: RefSeq, a predicted model, not a curated record